This is a messenger RNA of Penicillium samsonianum, 1635 nucleotides long. RefSeq lists its product as uncharacterized. Bases 1 to 1635 code for a protein of 544 amino acids. The record is from RefSeq and is a predicted model, not a curated record. The transcript has 4 exons. Gene Ontology annotation, cellular component: cytoplasm. Gene Ontology annotation, biological process: aldehyde metabolic process. NCBI's taxonomy places the organism in Eukaryota, Fungi, Ascomycota, Eurotiomycetes, Eurotiales, Aspergillaceae. Gene Ontology annotation, molecular function: aldehyde dehydrogenase (NAD+) activity.
AUGUUGAACAAGUUCAUCAAGAUGGGUCUGGAAAAUUACAGAUAUGAGAGUGCCGAAGAAAUCCAAACCUUCCAUUCCACUCUUGUGAGCACGUUCCGAACGGGUCAAACUAGAGACAUCGCUUGGCGCAAAUGGCAGCUCAAGCAGCUCUGGUGGUUGGUAGAGGACAAUGAACAGGCUAUUCUUGAUGCCAUCAAGGAUGAUCUCAAUCGGUCUGAAGUCGAAAGCUAUCUCACGGAUCUUGCCGGUAUCCGCAAAGAUAUACUAUAUCACCUGGAUAAUAUAGAUGCCUGGGCAGCAGAUGAGAAGAUCGGGGACAGUUUCAUUGCAAGACGACUUGGCCUAGCACGAAUCCGAAAAGAGCCACUCGGCCUGGUCCUCAUUAUCGGUGCAUGGAAUUUCCCAGUACUGCUGGUUCUGCAGCCUCUCAUCGCGGCCAUCACCGCGGGCUGCUGCGCCAUCAUAAAGCCAUCUGAGAUAACUGUGGCAUGUCAAAAUCUCCUCCGAGACCUGGUUACCCAAUAUCUUGAUCCUACAGCGAUCAGAUUGGUCUGUGCUGGCGUUCCUGAGACGACGAAGCUCCUUGAACUCCCUUUCAAUUACAUCUUCUUUACCGGCUCCGCGAAUGUGGGCCGACAUAUCAGUGCAGCAGCAGCAAUCCAUCUGACCCCUGUAACCAUGGAGUUAGGUGGUCAAUCUCCUGCCAUCAUCGGUCAAUCAGCAGAUGUGGAGCGCGCUGCCAAAUGUAUUGCGUAUUGCAAAUUCCUCAAUGCCGGACAGAUCUGUCUGGCAGUCAAUCAUGUCUUCGUGGAUCCAGCGGUGCAUGACGCGUUUGUAGACCGAUUGCAGUACUGGAACAAUCAAUUUUUGAAUGGGGAACAAACGAUCACCACGGCCAUUGUCAGUCGGCAACAUUGGGACCGUUUAUUUAGCCUUUUGUACCAGACGAAAGGGACGAUUCUCUGCGGCGCAGGUGGGAGUGAUGAAUCGCAUCGGAUGGAGCCAACCGUUGUAGUAGAACUUGAUAUGAACGAUGCGCUACUAGCCGAAGAGAUCUUUGGUCCCAUCUGUCCUGUGGUCAAGGCAGAUGUACGUCAGGCCUGCCAGGCAAUUAAUGGAAGGGAACAUCCCCUGGCCCUGUACAUUUUCAGCUCCGACAGCUCCGAAAUCCAGAAUAUACUUGAUAACACGAAUUCGGGUGGAGUCACAUUGAACGAUGUCAUCCUCCAUGCAGGAUUCCCGGGUGCUCCUUUUGGCGGUGUUGGUGGCAGCGGACAUGGUUACUAUCAUGGUUCGUAUGGAUUCAAGACAUUUUCGCAUCUCCGGACUGUUGUCAGUUCGCCGAAAUGGUUCGACCGUCUGCUAGCAUUCCGAUAUCCACCAUUCGAUGCGGCCAAGAAAUCCAAAAUCCCGCAAACCAAGGCUAAGUUCAAACGGGGGAAACAAUCCAGGAUCAACGGCGUGAAGGGUCUGGAAUGGUUGGGUCCAAACUUGCAGUUGCCACAGCUCUUUGUGGGAUUGCCUUUUAUUAUUACUCCUACUCCAAAUGAUACCGCAUAUGUCCUUCGAAAUCAUAACAAAGGAGAUCAACUGUCUGAUUGCCCAAAGUCCGCAUCGUCUUUCCAUUUUAUCUAA